UGUUCUUUUCAAGAAAAAAAGAAUCCCAAGAAGUACACUAGACUAGUUGAUCCGAGGGACCUAUCGCAGUACAGCAACUCUUCGCGUCCUGAAGACAACAAAGGUUUUCUAGUUAGAAGAUUGAUACACAGGGCUGCAGAGACUCGCCUGGUGUAGGUAGGACAUAGGAAUCAUUCGUUCCUUAAUCUGACUCAUUAGCGACUAACUACGUCAGCAGCCCCACAGACAAGAUCAUGGCUGGCAUUCAAGUGCAACAAUCUCUUCCCCCCUAUGCCCAACCUCAAAUGCAAGGGUUCGCCCCUCCUCCACCUCAAUAUGUAAUGCAGCCGGCGUACCCAGUGUAUUACCCUCCUGUGCCCCAGACCCAGAUUAUAAUGACGCCACAGCAACCGCAACAACAGCAGCAACAACAGCAGCAAAAUGUUAACGUCACAGUACAUACAGGCAUGGACGUGGUUGUUGUUAAACAAGGUGUCAAUCAUGUCCUACAUCUCAUUAUUACGCUCUUCUUCUUUCCCUGGAUAUUUGUAUGGAUUGCAUUUUGCAUCAUAUAUGGCGAAGAGUCUUCCUAUUAACUUCGCAUAUACUUGUACUUGACUGAAGGGAUCAAUCAGCAGUCAUCACCUAUAAGACACCAAUCAUCAGUCAUCAACUACAAGACACCAAUCAUCAGUCAUCAACUACAAGACACCAAUCAUUAGUCAUCAACUACAAGACACCAAUCAUUAGUCAUCAAACCUAAGACACCAAUCAUCAGUCAUCAAACACAAGACAUGCAUUCCAAGGAGCUAUGUUUGUAUCAGCAGUUCACAAUGAGAACAUGUUCUAGCUACUGUAUCAUCCUUCUCAUCCUUCAACAUUUGAAGAGACAGUACAAGACACAACUAUUCAGGACAAGUGUAGAAAGAUAAUAAACUAAUAUUCCUCAAUUGUAUCUAGAGACACAGUAUUCUCAGCGUCCUAAGUAUUCUGGUAGACUCUUUUACAACAGUGAAGUACAAUGCGAAACAAAAUAUGGUAGAGCUGCUCAUUUUUAUUAUACUUUGCAAUUAUUAUAGCUACUUUUUGAGCAAUAAUGUAUUAUUUAUCUCUAUUUCAACAUUUAUCAAUGAUAGAUCACUACUUUCGCCAUCAGUUGAGUAACUCUAUUUCUAUCUCAGCAAUUAACACUAUAUGUGAACAAAACUAUAGCUUUGUAACAUGUCUCUACACACUAAAUAUUGGCAAACCUGAAUUAUAUACCAUCACCAUUAUAUUAUCUAUAAUUAUAAUUUGCAUAUUCAAAAUGUUAUAGCUUUCUGUGAUUUCAAGUUGUUCAGUUUACUGUGAUAUUAAUGCUAUCUUUCAUUAAACGAAAUUCCGUCCAAAAAUGUUUCUUAAUUGUUAUUUUAGAUUUACUUUUCUGUGAUAACAUUCAAUAAUUAAUCAUUCUUAUGUUAUAGUAUAAUAUUUUUGUGUACAUUCAUGAAAUUACCCUUCCAAUUAAAAUUAUCAAAUAUUUUACUUUGA
Biomphalaria glabrata is the source of this 1509-nucleotide messenger RNA. RefSeq lists its product as uncharacterized. Bases 234 to 575 code for a protein of 113 amino acids. The transcript is spliced from 6 exons. The record is from RefSeq and is a predicted model, not a curated record. NCBI's taxonomy places the organism in Eukaryota, Metazoa, Mollusca, Gastropoda, Planorbidae.